GCCAGUUGCUCAUAUUGGCCUUGCAGUGGCGCGCGAGAGCAUGAGUAGACGAGAGGGUCCCCGCGCACGCGCUAUUAUUGUUUUGACUGAAAAUGCCGUCGGUUUCGAAAACGGCGGCGAGCGCUUCUCCUCAAACCGAGAAACCAACCCACUAUACAUAUUUGAAGGAGUUCAGGACUGAACAGUGCCCACUGUUUUUGCAGCACAAAUGCACACAGCAUAGACCCUUUACUUGUUUCCACUGGCAUUUUCUCAAUCAGAGAAGACGGAGACCCAUACGGAGAAGAGAUGGGACUUUUAAUUACAGCCCCGAUGUAUAUUGCACCAAGUAUGAUGAAACAACAGGAAUAUGUCCCGAUGGAGACGAUUGCCCUUAUUUACACCGGACCACCGGUGACACAGAGCGCAAGUAUCAUUUACGUUACUACAAGACUGGCACCUGCAUCCAUGAGACAGACGCUCGUGGGCACUGUGUGAAGAACGGCCUCCACUGCGCCUUCGCUCAUGGACCACACGAUCUUCGGCCACCAGUUUAUGACAUUAGGGAGAUCCAGGCACAGGAAGCUCUGCAGAACGGCCAGUUGGGAUCGGGAGAGGGAAUUCCUGACCUACAGCCAGGUGUGCUGGCCAGCCAGGCCAUGAUUGAGAAGACCCUCAAUGAGGACCCUCGCUGGCAAGACACCAAUUUUGUUUUGGCCAAUUAUAAAACUGAGCAGUGCACUAAGCCUCCGCGUCUAUGCAGACAGGGCUAUGCCUGUCCCCACUAUCACAACAGCAGAGAUAGGAGAAGAAAUCCCAGAAAGUUUAAAUACAGGUCGACGCCAUGCCCGAGCGUAAAACAUGGCGACGAAUGGGGUGAACCCUCAAAGUGUGAGAGUGGCGACAGCUGUCAGUACUGCCACUCACGCACAGAACAGCAAUUUCACCCAGAGAUUUACAAAUCUACUAAAUGCAAUGAUAUGAGGCAAACCGGAUACUGUCCAAGGGGGCCAUUCUGUGCUUUUGCACAUGUGGAAAGAAUUCCUUCCACAGAAGAGACCAUGAACACGUUGCUCACAGCGAUGCAGUCGGGGUCUCAGUCCAAGCUGGGCUCUCAGCAAUACCCAGAGUGUCCAAUCAGCGAGUGGAGCAGCAACACCAACACUUUCACCAGCAGCGCUAGUAACAACGGCCAGACAGGAAACGUCUCUUGCUCUAAUAGUCCGACUGUAACGCCAAGCUCAGGGAGCAACAGUUCGUUGUCCCCAAUCGGACCCAUCGGCAGGCCAAAAUGCUUUACUAAUGGUAGCUUAUGUUCAGAGUCCACCACGUCCAGUGUUUCCUCUCCGACGUCUAACUAUCCCAAAGCUCCGGGUUUUGAACGGGAGGAUCAGGCAAAGAACCAGAAGAGCCAGUCUGUGGAAAAUAAUCAAAAGUUAAUGGACCAAGACAAACAGCCUCAUGGCGGAGUGUUCUCAGUGGUGAAUCCGCUAGCAUCCAGCAUAACAUCGAGCAUCACGUCUAGCUUGGCUUCCAGCAUCGGAUCUGACAGUUCAUCACCCACCACUUUAUCGACCAUGAAUGCAAAAGCCACACCUUUUUAUCCAGGCAGCAAUACCGUAGAGUCAGUCAUAGGAUCUGCACUUGACUUAAAUUUUAGUGACAUCAAUGUUGCCUCCCUUGACAAAGAGUUAGAGGACCAGGACAACAAUGGCCUUGGUUUAACAAGUCAGAGGUUAUUAGGAGGCUCCGCUCCUGUCAAUAUUCCUGGUUCUCUGGCUCGUUCUUCCUCUCUGCAUUCAUCCUCCUCGCUUUCCGCCUCCCCGCUCGGAUCAAUGUCCCAAUCGCUGUCCCAGUCUCUCCUUACUGGAAUGCAGAGCCAGCCACAGGUGCCGCCUGUUAAAACCGAGCACGGCCUUUUAGGAACACCUACGUCUACACAGAACUCCUUAGGUCUGAAUGGCGGAACGGGGAGUAUAUGGGACUUUAUGAGUGGCAGCUUCUCUCCCAGUCCGUCUCCAGUGUUUAGCAGCCUUACUUCCAGCACGGUCAGCUCCAGCAGCGCAGACAUCGGCCGGCUCCUCCGAGAACUGGAUGAGGCCAAACGCAAGAUAAAGCAAUGGGAGGAUGCCUGGCACCAAGUCAAACAGGCCUGCGAAGCGUGGCAGAAAGACGCUCACGAAGCGAAGGAACAAGCUAAAUCGGCGGAGGCGGAGCGGCAGCUGGCGGAGCAGAAGCGCGAGGACACCGAGCGAAAGCUGAAGGAACUGCAGGGAGACUUUGACGCUUUGUGUCGCUCCCCCAACACACCCCUCCUGCGCAGCUACGGCGAGCUGGACCAGCUCCCCCUGCAAAAGCUCCGCUCCAUCCAGAGCCGGCUGCGCUCCGACCUAGACCUCAUAGAUGGGGUAAUAUAUCAGCUUCAGUCAAAGAAAUGUAUAGUUUGCCAAAAGCAUGAUCGUUCCAUUGUCCUGCAGCCUUGCCAACAUUAUGUACUUUGUCAGAAGUGCGCGUCUGGUAAAACAGAAUGUCCAUACUGUAAGACAAAAAUAUUGAAGUGGUGAUGUACAGCUAUUCGAGGUACUAGUUAACGAUUUAGCCCUUUGAAGAACUACUAAUACAUAUAUUACGCUUACAAUUUCUUAUUAGCAUUUUGUUUGUGAUUAAAUCGAAUAGUUUUAUUAGAAUCUAAUAAGUGGUGUUUGACUGAUACAAAUCGAGUACUUUAAUGCAAUACCUGUUUUGUAAGCUAUAGAUUAUACAUUUUCAUAAAGCAUUAAACAAUCCCCCCCUUGGUUAUUAUUAGCGCUCGCGGCAUUCGUAGUUUGAUUUCCAUGAUUCGACUGUUAAAAAUAAAUUAAUCGGUCAGACAUCAAACAUCAUAUCGCUAUUAGUAGCUUCGUGAAGAAGAUUCAUUUCUUGUAAAAGCACUUUGUUGACUCGGAAAAUUGUCUUGAGGGUAUUUUAGAAAUUUUGCUUUGAGCUGCUUUGUAGUAUUUUUCGUUUUAUUUUCUUAGAAUUAUAUAUUUUUGUUCCCAAAUACGCUAAAAAGUAUGAAGCUUUUGUGUGUACUGUGAAACAUAAUAGAAUAUUUCAUUUUUCUUACUGUUAAAUCAUGGUAUAGUGUAUAUAUCUUGCUAGUUUUCAUACGAAAAGUAUAGUACUAAAUAGUAUAGUUAUUAAUUUCAUUCAAUUUUUCAAUCAAAUAAGUGCAAACUUUAAAAUGCAUUUUAGGCAUAACCAGCAGCUGUAAUAUCACUAAGGCACAUACUGUAUGCGAAGGCAUUUAGUGAAUCGAUUUCUCCGUCUUAUAGUGACUAUACAUUACGUAGAUGUUAGAUGAGCACAUGUGUCCUGAGCGACGCGGUAAUUUUUUUGUUUUUCGGACAGACCCGAUUCCUGGCCACUCUUUUUUAAGUGCCUUGCCUUAAACAUAUUCAUCUGUGAAGAGUUUAGGAUUGUAGUACCAAACCCAUAGUUAGUUAACGCUCGCGCAAACGAUGUAUUUAACGAUGUAAGUGUUUCCGAGAGACUUCAUCCAGGUCGGUGCCUGAGCCCUGAUGUUCAAGUCUCAUUCCUUGUUUCUUCAUCGACGAUGGUGCUUUUUGGGUGCAGCUUCAUUAUUAGUGUCGAAUCGUAAAUGUGUAGGGAUAUUCAAAACGGGAAAUACAUGACUGGCUUAGUACAUUUCUGUUCAUGAUGAUUAAAAUCGUAGUGCGUAGUGUUUACAAACAAAAGUCAUCUGUUUAUUUCGUAUCCAAAUUCGACGGUGUAAUGUGCUAGGUAGUCUAAUUGAAAUGACCUGCUACUGUGUUAUCUGAACUUUUUAUUUUUAUUUUCUUGUUCCUUUCAUAUUUACAACAAUGAGUUCGUGCGGAAAAUCGUCAGGUACACAAAGGUGUGAGUUGUUCUACGUUUGUAAUUGAGAUCAAUUUAUUUCAAAAGGGAUGGUUAUUGAGGUCUAAUUGUCCAGAUCCUCAUAUUUUAGUUUAGCUUAAGAGGAAAAGACAAUGUAUAUAUUUUUUCUUUAGUUCGUAUCUAAAUCCACAAGGUCCGUAUGUAGCUCGUGUUUUCGGCAUUUAUCAAAAAAAAGUCACUGCAUGUGUCGGUAUGUUCAUUUUGUUAACCAGCUAAAGCUCUUGAUCUCACUGCCAAAUGUAUUUGUCGGUCAGGCGCGUCACAUUCGAUAGCUCUAAAGUAUUUCAAAAUAUUUUUGUACAGUGCUUCAAACGCAUUGACUACGUGAUUAUCUUUUCUAGUCCGAUCAGCGAAGGCGUGCUAUUUUUAGUAAGACGGGUUGUAACGGAUCAAAGUAGCUCUGAAUUUCGCGAUUUUCUCGAAAGUGUUCGUCGUGGGCUUUGCAGAUGUCACUCGUUUGGACCAUAACGUAGGAUUUCAUUUUAGGUAGAAAAUCAAUGUUUGAGAUUUGACAUUUGCUAGUGUGGUCAAGUCAAAUGUGGACUUUACACAGAUGAACCAAAGUGGUAUUGUAGUUUAUAUUUGUUUUUUCGAGUUCAAAUGAAGUGGUGUACAAUUACAACGUCAGUUUUCAAUGUUUAAUUCGACAGGACAACUAUGCCAACUGCUUUUGCUGACAAUAUUAAUGGACUGAAUGCCCAUUUUUGUAGUUUCUACCAAAGACCUUUACUGUUGAUCUUUUUUCUCUAUUUUUAAUUUUAUACCUGCGAUUUCUUUUUUUUGUUUUUUUUUUGGUAUAGAAAUGACCAAAUCAUAGUACUUUAUUUACGUAAUGUGUGCAUUUAAAGUCCUAAUCAUAAUUGUUUUAUACGAGAUCCAUUUUUUUCAAUUCCUGAAAAUGAUCCUAUAGUAUUGAUUGAAUUGGCUGUAAUCUACAGUUGAGGAAUGUCACAGUAAUGAAUGAAUGAAUGAAUAUUUGUGUUAAUAUUCUUAAGUGGCCAUAUGAAUUAGUGCUUAUUUGAAGUAUAUAUCAUUUCUUUUAUAUAAUAAUAGUACUUAUUUGUUUUGAAACAUUAGUGGUUGUGCACUACUUGUAUGCUGUCAGGAAUUUAAAUGAGUAUACUUGGCCCGUAAGGUGCUUGCUUUAGUUUCCAUUUGACUGGUGUGUUUUGUUUUGUUUUUCAGUCUGUUUAGUUGUGAUUCUUUAGAAUUUGGAUAUGAAAUGAGAAAUCUAACUUAUUAUUUUUAUUUUUAACAUUUGAAGUCUGUUAUUGUAUUGUCAAAUGUUGUCCACCAUGGCUUUGUAGACCAUAAUUGAAUGUGAUGUAAAACGAGUCCCUUGCUAGUUGAAAUGGCUGAGACAGACAGCGGGUCACAUUAUGAAAGUUUAAAGAUUUCUUCGCCUUAAAUCACACUUUUUUGGCCUAGGGAAGUUUGCAUGUGAUAAAUUAGUUUACACUAAUUGUAUGAGUACAAAAACAUUAAAGACACUUAGUUACGCUGCUUUGUAAUACUAUCAAUAUUGUUCGUUUUCUGUUGAUGAAGUACAAAUUUGUGCCUUUAAUAAGACAACAUAUUGAAAGUCGUUUCGUUGAACAAAUGCUUAUAUAAUGAGCCGAAUUUUAGUGCCUUGGGAUGUUUUAACCUGUAUUUCUCAAAGCACCAAUCCUGUUACAGAUUUCUGUAGGCGUUACCACACUGUAUUAAUUAGAAAUAACACCUAAUUCCCUAAAUGACUUAUUAAAGUGAUUAUUCAGAUUUUGAGGAAAAUAUGUUGACAAUAACUAGCAUUUACAUGGUACAUCUGUGAGUUGUGAUCAACAGUUAUGUUAUGUUAUGCAAUUGUAUUCUCCACCAUGAAUGUGUUUUAAAAGCAGCAGUUCAUCUGAAAAGUUUGUGAAGCAUGACAAAAAGAGAUUUUUGUAUUAAAGAUAUUCCUAAAUGUUGAUUUUCACGUACAUAAUCCAGCCUUUUAAUUUUAUACAUUUGUAUGUUUACUACAUAAAAUCCAUACAGUUUUCUCUCUGUCUGUAUCAGCCAUUUUUUUAUACAUACGAACUGUAAUGUUUAACUCAAAUGACCAUUUAGCAUUAAUGUAAUUUGUUGAUGUGUAAAUUGUAUUGAAAAUUUACCACAAUGCUCUGCAGUGAAAAUAAUCUUAUUUUCUUUCUAUUCUUGUGGAUUUUCUUUUUUGUUUUUCGUUUUAAUUUUAUUGUCUGUCAGUAUAGCGUGAUUAUUGAACCUAAGGAUUUAUGCAAUCUUGUAUAUACAUAUUACAUAUGUUAAAACUGGUUAAAUUUAACAAACUAGCCAGGGAAAAUACCUAUUACAAAUUUUUAAGAAUAUAACACAAGAAAAAAGUAGAGGAUUUUGUAACCACUGUUCCCUAUAAUUAAUGUUACGGUUAAUCGAACAUUAAAUCCCUGAAUAUUGAAUGUACCAUUCAAAUUAGUUAUAAAAUGGGUCACUGGAUAACAAAGAGAACAGUUAACCUAUAAUAAUAUGUAGCACUAGUUUUGUGAAUUGCGAUUACAAAAAAAUACAUUUAUAAGUUAACACAAUUGCAGUUUUCAAGUUUGUGUAUUUAUUAGUGUAAAAAUUUGAUGGAAAUAUACGAGAUGUAUUUUUCUCAGGGUUUUACAGGAGAACUGUAGAAUAGAGAGAGAUGUCCAAUUUUCAAAGAAAAAACUGCAAACUUGCUGAAAAAACGCGAAAUAAGGAAAACAUUUAUAUUAUGAGGAAGAAACAUAUCCCUUAUUUUGGUACAGUAUGCAUCAGUAUAUAGAACAGCUUAUAUUCUAAUUAGUGUUGAAAUACUAUACAAUUUGCUGUUAUUAUCAUACUUUGUGUAUGUGUUGUCAACACGAGACCUUAAACAUUUACUGGGAGUUACGUGUUUAAGUUAUGGAGGCUUCUUUAUGAUAUAGUUGUAUGUUUCGAUGACAUGUAAGGCCGGAGAGGUUUCUCUUUACUAGAAUUACUUAAGAUGGUAUUAUUUAUAAUGCAUAAUCUUUUUCUCGUAGUGUAUCGUUUAAAAUUGUUAACACUUGUCUACACUACAGCAGUUAUGCAAUGGUUUACAGAAUUCAUGGAAUUAUUUUUAUCAUCUUGGGAAUUAAAUAAUUUUUGAUCUUUAA
Molecule: messenger RNA, 7034 nt
Organism: Misgurnus anguillicaudatus (oriental weatherfish)
Lineage: Eukaryota; Metazoa; Chordata; Actinopteri; Cypriniformes; Cobitidae
Gene: unkl
Product: unk like zinc finger
Molecular function (GO): metal ion binding
Source: RefSeq, a predicted model, not a curated record